Messenger RNA from Mytilinidion resinicola, 385 nucleotides. RefSeq lists its product as uncharacterized. The record is from RefSeq and is a predicted model, not a curated record. Lineage: Eukaryota; Fungi; Ascomycota; Dothideomycetes; Mytilinidiales; Mytilinidiaceae. The transcript has a single exon. Bases 97 to 294 code for a protein of 65 amino acids.
AUGGUUUGGGCAUUUUCGGAAAAUGGGAGAUACCCCCUCUUGCAUUUAUGCUUUAUGGUUUGCAGCGUGUCGACUCGGCGUAGUCGACGUUCUUAGAUGCGUUCCUUUUCUUUCUUCUCUGUCCCGCUUGGGCUGGCAUAUCUUGCCUUGCUGGCCGGCUCGGGGAUUUACUCUGGCCUCUCUCGAGAUGAGGCGGAAUGCAUGAGGCCUGAGCGGAUGGGAUAUCCGCUGCUCAAGGUACGAAGUACUGGCUUUUUUUUCAUCGAGCUUCACUCGCCGCAGGUCUCUCCAUAGAUCGCGGGUACAUACUGUAAAACAGAUUCAGAAUUGAUCAGCCACACAUAGUCAGCGGAAUCUCGCAUAUACAUCCAGAUCAAUCUGCCCA